Messenger RNA from Acanthoscelides obtectus, 647 nucleotides. Lineage: Eukaryota; Metazoa; Arthropoda; Insecta; Coleoptera; Chrysomelidae. The record is from the annotation of a GenBank genome assembly.
AUGGAACAUCUAGAAAAAAGGUUAAACAACGCAUGUUAUAGUAUUAGAGUACUAAGCAAGUACCUAGACCUCAAGACUCUAAAAACUGUAUAUUACGCGAAUUUUGAAUCCAUUGUACGUUUUGGAAUAAUUUUUUUCGGACAUAGUAGCGAUACCAAUAGGAUCUUUCUAGUGCAAAAGCGAGUGCUGAGGUGCAUUCUAAAAAUUUCCUCUAGAGAGACUUGCAGACGAAAAUUUAAGAGUAAUAAAAUUUUAACUGUAGCCGCAAUAUAUAUUCAAGAGAUUCUAAUUUUUACAUUUAAAAAUAUUAACAAUUUUAUCGGUAACCCACGAAGUGACUAUAACACAAGAAAUAGAAAUAUAAAUCUUCUGUAUCCAGUCCAUCAUCUCACAAUUACCGAAAAAAAUGUCCAUUACAGCUGCACUAAAAUAUAUAUAAAAGGAUAUAAAAAGAGUAUUUAUCUAUUGUUAAUGCACUUAGAACCAUAUCACCUUCAAGAAUAUUUUGAAAUGUAAUAUCUCUAUUAUGUUUUGCCUCUUUGUUUUUUCUGUCUUGACGACACUGACGUAUAUUUCACCUAACAGUGUAUAAUACAAUGUAAUCAUGGACUGUUAUUUUGAAAUAAAGAUUUAUAUUAUUAUUACCG